AUGUCUUUACCGUGUCUGCAUCUCUUAUUCUAUAUGAAACAUAUUGAUCAGUUCAAGGUUGAUGAUACGCUGAUAGCUCCAAGAUGGUUGCAGCAUUCAACUGUCAGCAACAUUUCAUUCGAUCCUAUUCAACAAAUGAACAGCACAACAAGAACAAACAAAAGUGAUGCUGAUGAUGGUACUUGGUCAGAUAAUCAAUCAGACUUCGAUAAUGAUGAAAAAUCAUCGAUGACUCAAUGUGAAACUGGUAUUGUCCUGACAGUGGCAGAUAAAAAUCGAUUAUCUUGGAAUCAAUUCCAUGUAAUAAAUAAUUAUUUAACUCAAUUAGGUACACCUGAAUUUUACGAACGCCUCAACGAAUUAAAGAAAUUCCACAGUUUAUUGAGCAAGAAGCAACGAAGCUCACCAAAAGCUAAUUUUGCGGAUGCGGUACCAAAAACUUUAUUUACCAUUCAACGUACCGUUCAUCCGCGAGGGUUAACAACACCGUCGCACCAGUCGCCAGUUUCUGCAACAUUUAAUGGUAUUAUUUCAUUACAAAGAAAGAAAUUAAAAUCAGACCAGGAUGAAACAACUGAGCCAGAAUCAAUAAAAACAGCAAAUAACAACAUUACGAAGAAUAAUGAUAAUCAGUUAAACAUGAGCCCGACAAAUCAGCCAUCAGUGCAACCUGACAGUGUCGAAAAAAUCGAUCUAACGGAAGAACAUCAAACAAAUUCUGUAAUUUUAAUUGAAAAAAGUGGAAAU
Molecule: messenger RNA, 747 nt
Organism: Didymodactylos carnosus
Lineage: Eukaryota; Metazoa; Rotifera; Eurotatoria; Philodinida; Philodinidae
Source: the annotation of a GenBank genome assembly